This is a messenger RNA of Echinostoma caproni, 225 nucleotides long. Lineage: Eukaryota; Metazoa; Platyhelminthes; Trematoda; Plagiorchiida; Echinostomatidae. The record is from the annotation of a GenBank genome assembly.
AUGAGACGGAAGUCUCGUUCGAUGACCGACAUAAAACUGCAUCGGGUUUACUUGGACAUGGUACAGGGGUCACGUCCGAAGUCGCAACCUUUGCAUGCGGCUGUCGGUCUGAAUGUGAAGCGAGUGCCUCAUCAGAAAGCAUGGCAGGUCGUGAUGGUUGCCGACUCAAAUGUGAUGAUGAAACCUCAUUCGGAAUCACUGCAAGUUGUGGGGGCUGCCAGCUAA